AUGGUAUCAGUCAGGGGCUUGUUCACGCUGGCGCUAUGGAUCGGUCUGUUGACCCCCAUUUACAUGCUCCUUGAGAAGAACUUGGAGAAGUUCUACAUCUUCGACCAUGAGCACCUGCACGACCUCUCGAAGCGUGCGAUCGCGACGCACGGUAACGACACUAGGUCUGUCGUCAACUACAUCGUGACCGAGCUCAAUGGCCUCGUCCCCCAGAACGUCAACCUCGAUGAGGAAUGGGUGUUCAACAACGCCGGAGGUGCCAUGGGCGCCAUGUACAUUAUCCACGCCAGUAUUACGGAGUACCUCAUCGUCUUUGGCACCGCGAUCGGAACCGAGGGCCACAGCGGCCGCCACACCGCCGACGACUACUUCAACAUCCUCUACGGCACCCAGCUGGCCUACGUUCCCGGCGUGUACGAGCCCGAGGUCUACCCCCAGGGCAGCGUCCACCACCUUCACCGUGGCGACGUCAAGCAAUACAAGAUGGACCAGGGCUGCUUCGCGCUCGAGUACGCCCGCGGCUGGAUCCCUCCCAUGCUCUUCUUCGGCUUCGCGGACGGUCUGUCCAGCACCCUCGACUUCCCGACGCUGUGGAAGACGACGAGAAUCACCGGUCGCGAGAUGAUUUCCAAUCUGCUUAAGGGCAAGUUCUAA
Colletotrichum karsti is the source of this 654-nucleotide messenger RNA. Its product is annotated as C-8 sterol isomerase. Bases 1 to 654 code for a protein of 217 amino acids. Lineage: Eukaryota; Fungi; Ascomycota; Sordariomycetes; Glomerellales; Glomerellaceae. Gene Ontology annotation, biological process: ergosterol biosynthetic process. The transcript is spliced from 2 exons. The record is from RefSeq and is a predicted model, not a curated record. Gene Ontology annotation, cellular component: endoplasmic reticulum.